AUGUUUUCUAGGGCGGCGGGCUGUCUUCGACAAGAUGUGAAUCUUCUCUUCAAAUCUCUUCGUUUCUAUCGCCCUGGUGUCGGAGAAUUCGGGCAUCUACCUGAUCCACCAAAAAGCUCAUUUGAGUCGUCAGGUUCCGUUACUCCAGACCAGGCUCAAACGGUUCAUCUAAUCAACGCUUAUCGACGCUAUGGAUACUUGAAAGCCGACCUCGAUCCUCUCGGGCUAUCGAAGGAGAAAAAUGUUCCCGAGCUCAAUCCUGAGAUUUAUGGUUUAUCGACCUCGGAAGAAUUGCCAGGCAAGAAGCUCACUCUGAACGACCUCAAUGAGCAGUUAGCAAAUGUUUACUGUGGGCCGAUCGCUUGUGAAUUUAUGCAUCUUAACAGUUGGGAAGAAAGGCAGUGGUUUUCUUCAAAAUUCGAAGAUAUCGUAGCUUCAGAACUUUCAAACGAAGAAAGAGUGAAACUAGGAAAAUUGAUGCUUCGAUGUGAAAACUUCGAUCAUUUCUUGGCUCUCAAAUUUCCAACUGUGAAGCGUUAUGGGAGUGAAGGCGCGGAGGCGAUGUACGGUUUUUUCUCGGAACUUUUCGACAGUGCGCCGGAAAAAAGGAUAAAACAACUAAUUAUUGCCAUUGCACAUCGUGGUCGUUUGAAUUUGCUAGCAGAAAUGAUGCAGUUUCCACUGAUUCAAAUGUUUAGGAAGAUGAAAGGGAAAAGUGAAUUUCCAACUGAUGUCACCGGGAGUGGGGACGUGCUAUCGCACUUGACAUCGUCAUUUGAACACAAGGGUCCAGAUGGGGAAGUCCAUAUUACAAUGCUCCCAAACCCUUCUCAUCUUGAAGCCGUGAAUCCUGUAGCAAUGGGUAAAGCGAGAGGAAGGAGCAGAUCACUCAAAACGGGAGACUACUCGGAUGAUCGGGCUGCUCGUGUCGGCGAUGAGGUUCUCUGUGUGCAGAUUCAUGGUGAUGGAGCUUUCACUGGACAGGGAAUCGUGAUGGAAUCAAUUGCUCUAUCACAAGCGCCACAUUUUCGAAUUGGAGGAUCAGUUCAUCUUGUCACAAACAAUCAGGUUGCUUUCACGGCCGAAGCGCAUAUUGGUCGAUCGACUACUCACACAACAGACAUUGCUAAGGCGUUUGAGUGCCCCGUAAUUCACGUAAAUGGCGAUAAUCCGGAGGAGGUGAUCAAGGCUACUCGUUUGGCGGUGGCUUAUCGCGAGAAAUUCCGAAAAGAUGUCUUCAUCAAUUUGGUCUGCUAUAGAAGAUGGGGACACAACGAGCUCGAUGAUCCCACAUUCACCAAUCCACAGAUUUAUAAGGCAGUACAUGCGCGUGAGUCCGUUCCUCGAAUGUAUGCAGAUGAGUUGAUCUCCGAAGGAUUGAUCACUGAAGACGAGAUCAAGCGCCAAAAAGAGGAGCACACGGCCAAUUUGAUGGAAGUGUUUAAAGCUGUUGACAAGUCGGAACCAAAAGCAAAUCAUCUGACCGGCUUAUGGGCUGGCUACAAACAAGCGCCGAGUGCUGUAGAAAUAUGGGACACCGGCGUCGAUGUGGACACUUUACGAUUUGUGGGUGCGGGCAGUGUGAAAACACCAGAAACAUUUAAUCUCCACGCUCAUCUAAAGAAAGCCCAUGUUGAGGCGAGAGUGAAUAAACUGGCACAAGGAGAGGGAAUCGAUUGGGCUACUGCUGAGGCAAUGGCGUUUGGUUCAAUUCUCGUUGAUGGUCAUGAUGUUCGGAUUUCAGGACAAGAUGUUGGGAGAGGGACUUUUAGCCAUCGGCACGCUAUGCUGGUUGAUCAAGAAACCGAUGAUUCGUACAUACCACUUAACAAUAUUACAGCGAAAGGAAAGCUAGAACUAGCAAACAAUUUACUCUCAGAAGAGGCAAUUCUUGGGUUCGAGUUUGGAAUGAGCAUUGAAAAUCCGAAAAGAUUAUGCGUCUGGGAAGCUCAAUUUGGGGACUUCUUCAAUGGCGCUCAAAUAAUUAUCGAUACAUUUAUUGCAUCGGCGGAAAGUAAAUGGUUGACACAAUCGGGCUUGGUAAUGCUUCUUCCACACGGAUUUGAUGGAGCAGGACCUGAGCAUUCUAGUUGUAGAAUGGAGAGAUUUUUGCAACUCUGUGAUUCGAGAGAAGAUCAGAAUCCGGUUGAUGGAGAAAACGUGAAUAUGCGCAUUGUGAACCCGACAACUUCGGCUCAGUACUUCCAUUUGCUAAGACGCCAGGUAGUAACACCCUAUCGAAAACCGCUCAUCGUUGUGGCUCCAAAGAUUCUGCUGCGACAUCCACAGGCUGCAUCGACAAUUGCGGAAAUGGCUCCUGGAACACACUUCAAACCAGUAAUCACAGAAAUGAAAAAUACCACCAAUGUCGAAAAGGUCAUUUUUGUAUCGGGUAAACACUGGAUUGCAGUUGAUAAAGCGCGACAAGAGAAAGGAUUGACAGAUAAAGUAGCGAUAGUUCGAGUGGAGCAACUUUGUCCUUUCCCCGUGGCUGAUCUACAGGCAGCUCUAGCGAAAUAUCCAAAAGCUAAAAAGCUGGUAUGGUCGCAGGAAGAGCCCAGGAAUGCUGGUGCGUGGACUUUCGUGCGUCCCCGAUUUGAGAAUGCAAUUGGAGUAUCGUUACAAUUCGCCGGGCGUCCUGAACUCGCUUGGACGGCCACCGCUAUUGGGGAAUAUCAUCAAGCUGAAGCACUUAAGGUGAUCGAGGACACGUUUCGCGAU
Messenger RNA from Mesorhabditis belari, 2721 nucleotides. Lineage: Eukaryota; Metazoa; Nematoda; Chromadorea; Rhabditida; Rhabditidae. The record is from the annotation of a GenBank genome assembly.